AUGUCUGAGAAACAGACGGGAGAAGCCGCCCAGUCUGCUGCGCCAGUGCAGGGAACUACCGAUGACCAUCUGAUUAAGCAUGACGACCAUAAAUCAACAUCUCGUCCCUCGUGUUCAAUACCUAAUGUAGCACCUGUCUCGAUGGUGCUGGCGUGGUAUAUGAGGACAAAGGAAAAGGCAGAUACGGCUGCUACCUCGUUUAAACACCAUCCAAGUGAGACUCCUGCAGAUCAUCAACAUGCACCUUUAGAUCCGGAGAAAGGCUAUUAUGGAAAUUCAUCUGCAGAAACGAAUGCCCGGGCACUCGAAAAGGUGGAGUUGUUGGUGGAACAAAAAAAUCAAGUGGAAAAGAUGAUGAUAAAAACCAUUAUAUUUCUGCUAUUCCAAAAAUCACAUCUGUCUUUAACUCUAGGCGAUGUCGGAUGGUAUGGAUCCUCCUACUUACUUACAACAACCGCUCUCCAGCCAUUAUUUGGAUGUAUUGGCUUCUCAAUGCCUUUGAUUAGACGACCAUUAUAUAAUGCCAUGUUAUCGUCAAUGUUUGGCAUUUCUAGUGUCAUCGGUCCUCUUCUCGGUGGUGCUUUAAGUGAUAAAGCUUCAUGGCGAUGUCGGUGCAAUUGCUAUCGAAGCAAAGCUUCCGGUAUCCGUACGAUCCCAUACCUCGGUUCCGUCAUCGUAUCGUCCAUUUUAGCAGGAGCUAGUAUCAUCGUUCUCCGUUUCUACAAACCUUUCAUGAUUGCUACCGGUAUGGGAGUACAAAUACCAUUUAUCGCCGUUCAAGUUGUUCUCAAUGCAAAGGAUAUGCCUAAUGGAAACGCCAUUGCUAUUUUUUUCAAUUCCCUCGGAGGAGUAAUUUCUAUUUCUAUCGCUCAGAAUGUAUUCAGUAAUGGACUCGUCAAAUAUGUUCCUCAAUACGCUCCGGAAGUUAAUUCUGCAGUCAUUUACAAGGCUGGCGCUAUACGUCUUAGAGAUGUUAUUCGUCCUGCUGAUUUGGUGGGUGUAUUGAUCGCAUAUUGUAAGGCUUUGGAUGAAUCAUUUAUUUUGGCAAUUGCAGUUAGUGGUAUCGUGACGAUUUGUGCCUGUUUUUUGGAGUGGAAGAGUGCUAAGGGGAAGAAUAUUGAUCAUGCUGCUGCUGCGGCUUAA
This is a messenger RNA of Sclerotinia sclerotiorum 1980 UF-70, 1143 nucleotides long. RefSeq lists its product as hypothetical. Lineage: Eukaryota; Fungi; Ascomycota; Leotiomycetes; Helotiales; Sclerotiniaceae. The record is from RefSeq and is a predicted model, not a curated record. Gene Ontology annotation, biological process: transmembrane transport. The transcript has 6 exons. The coding region runs from base 1 to 1143 and encodes 380 amino acids. Gene Ontology annotation, molecular function: transmembrane transporter activity.